Messenger RNA from Patiria miniata (bat star), 4100 nucleotides. RefSeq names its product deleted in malignant brain tumors 1 protein-like. Lineage: Eukaryota; Metazoa; Echinodermata; Asteroidea; Valvatida; Asterinidae. The transcript is spliced from 15 exons. Bases 134 to 3385 code for a protein of 1083 amino acids. Gene Ontology annotation, cellular component: membrane. The record is from RefSeq and is a predicted model, not a curated record.
UCAUUGCGCUCAACAGUCAGUUGCUGUCUAGGGUACGGAAGGCCAGGAGAAACUCUGGAAACAAGUCCGGACCCGACACUCGCGGUCGGCUUUCGGUUGAAAAGCUAGAAACACGUUUUUCUUUUUUUUUUGUAUGGGAGUCGUUGGUGCAUUGUUUUGUCUACUACGGCUUAAAGAGAGGAACUCCGUCGAAAUGAAGUUUCUUGUCAUCUUACUGGUCCUACCGGCGGUACUUGCCGGUGGUGAUAUAGAACAACAAGCUGAUGUGUGCAAACCUAAUCCCUGUCUGAACGAUUGGCAGUGCACCAGAAAUGCCGAUGGCUACACAUGUUCUUGUCAAGAUGGCUUUAUAGGAGUAAAUUGUGAGACUGAAUCUGAACUUGGUAGAGUGAUUCGAUUGGUUGGGCCAGAGACCAAUGUGGGUCGUGUGGAGGUGAGACAAGAUGGUGACUGGGGAACUGUCUGUGGCGAUAGCUGGGACAUGAAUGAUGCUCAAGUGGUCUGCAGACAGCUGGGCUUCACUAAUGGGGCUGGGAGAGUUUCAUUGAGCGCCGAAUUUGGCCAAGGUGUGGGUGAAAUCUUCCUGGAUAAUGUUGAGUGCACAGGCUCUGAGAGCACAAUUUCAGAGUGUCCAAAUGCAGGAUGGGGAGUUUCAAACUGCGACCACUUGGAAGACGCAGGCGUUGUUUGUAUACCAGAUGAAGAGCCUGAUGUGACAGUACGACUUGUUGGGAGUGGGAAUGACAAUGAAGGGCGUGUGGAAGUCUACUACCAAGGUGAAUGGGGUACCGUCUGUGACGAUAGAUGGGAUGAUACCGAUGCCAACGUCGUCUGUAAGCAGCUUGGGUUUGAGAGAGCCGUAGAGGCCAUCAGUGGUGCUGGGUUCGGGGAAGGGACCGGAUCCAUUCUGCUGGAUGACGUGGCCUGUACCGAAGAUGAUUUGAGGCUGGAAGACUGUCAGAGCCGUGGAUGGAGAGUGGAAAAUUGUGGUCAUGGUGAAGACGCUGGCGUGGUUUGUGCUGGUGCUGGUGGUGGUGCUGGUAGUGGUGAUGGUGAAUCUGAACUUGGUAGAGUGAUUCGAUUGGUUGGGCCAGAGACCAAUGUGGGUCGUGUGGAGGUGAGACAAGAUGGCGACUGGGGAACUGUCUGUGGCGAUAGCUGGGACAUGAAUGAUGCUCAAGUGGUCUGCAGACAGCUGGGCUUCACUAAUGGGGCUGGGAGAGUUUCAUUGAGCGCCGAAUUUGGCCAAGGUGUGGGUAAAAUCUUCCUGGAUAAUGUUGAGUGCACAGGCUCUGAGAGCACAAUUACAGAGUGUCCAAAUGCAGGAUGGGGAGUUUCAAACUGUGACCACUUGGAAGACGCAGGCGUUGUUUGUAUACCAGAUGAAGAGCCUGAUGUGACAGUACGACUUGUUGGGAGUGGGUAUGACAAUGAAGGGCGUGUGGAAGUCUACUACCAAGGUGAAUGGGGUACCGUCUGUGACGAUGACUGGGAUGAUACCGAUGCCAAUGUCGUCUGUAAGCAGCUUGGGUUUGAGAGAGCCGUAGAGGCCAUCAGUGGUGCUGGGUUCGGGGAAGGGACGGGACCCAUCCUGCUGGAUGACGUGGCCUGUACCGAAGAUGAUUUGAGGCUGGAGGACUGUCGGAGCAGUGGAUGGAGAGUGGAAAAUUGUGGCCAUGGUGAAGACGCUGGCGUGGUUUGUGUUGAUGAGCCUGUUGAGGGCAGUGAGGGCGAUGUUCGGCUGGUUGGGCCAUCUCCCAACUAUGGGCGUGUGGAGGUCCAACAUGACGGUGUCUGGGGAACUGUCUGUGAUGAUAACUGGGACAUGAAUGAUGCUGAAGUGGUCUGCAGACAGCUGGGCUUCACUAACGGAGCUGGGAGAGCAGUCACGAAUGCUGAAUUUGGUGAAGGUGUGGAUCCAAUCCUCUUGGACGAAGUUGAGUGUGUCAACACGGAGAGUAGGCUUGUAGAUUGCCCUAAUGCAGGAUGGGGAACUACUGACUGCAGUCACUAUGAGGAUGCAGGGCUUGUUUGUUUGCCCAACGAAGAGCCUGAUGUGACAGUACGACUUGUUGGUGGUGAGAAUGACAAGGAAGGGCGCGUGGAAGUCUACUACCAAGGUGAAUGGGGUACCGUCUGUGACGAUGAAUGGGAUGAUACCGAUGCCAACGUCGUCUGUAAGCAGCUUGGAUUUACAGGUGCUGUAGAGGCUGCUAGUGGAGCUCGGUUUGGAGCAGGUACAGGACGAAUCCUUCUGGAUGAUGUGUCCUGCACAGAAGAGGACACCAGACUGGAAGACUGUGGAAACAGAGGUUGGGGGGAGCAAAAUUGUGGGCACAGUGAGGACGCUGGUGUGGUCUGUGCUGAUACUGAUGAGCCUGUUGAGGGCAGUGAGGGCGAUGUUCGGCUGGUUGGGCCAUCUCCCAACUAUGGGCGUGUGGAGGUCCAACAUGACGGUGUCUGGGGAACUGUCUGUGAUGAUAACUGGGACAUGAAUGAUGCUGAAGUGGUCUGCAGACAGCUGGGCUUCACUAACGGAGCUGGGAGAGCAGUCACGAAUGCUGAAUUUGGUGAAGGUGUGGAUCCAAUCCUCUUGGACGAAGUUGAGUGUGUCAACACGGAGAGCAGGCUUGUAGAUUGCCCUAAUGCAGGAUGGGGAACUACCGACUGCAGUCACUAUGAGGAUGCAGGGGUUGUUUGUUUGCCCAACGAAGAGCCUGAUGUGACAGUACGACUUGUUGGUGGUGAGAAUGACAAGGAAGGGCGCGUGGAAGUCUACUACCAAGGUGAAUGGGGUACCGUCUGUGAUGAUGAAUGGGAUGAUACCGAUGCCAACGUCGUCUGUAAGCAGCUUGGGUUUACAGGUGCUGUAGAGGCUGCUAGUGGAGCUCGGUUUGGAGAAGGUAUAGGACCAAUCCUUCUGGAUGACGUGUCCUGCACAGAAGAGGAAACCAGACUGGAAGACUGUGGAAACAGAGGUUGGGGAGUGCAAAAUUGUGGGCACAGUGAGGACGCUGGAGUGGUUUGUGCUGAUACUGAACCACCUGCCAGCGAAGGUGAUAUCCGUCUGGUUGGUGGAGCGACAGAGAAAGAGGGACGCGUGGAGGUCUACAAGGAUGGCAGAUGGGGAACGGUCUGUGACAACGACUGGGAUCUAGGAGGUGCCUUUGUAGCAUGCAGCCAGCUGGGCUACCCCAUCCCACAGAGAGCCUUCAUUGGUUCCCACUUCCAGGUGACGGAGCAACUCCCGUUCAAUCUGGACAAGGUGCGCUGUUUUGGCGAUGAGCAACGCCUGGUGGAUUGCAUCGCUACCACCACUGACAUCACUUGCACCGAGGACCAGACCGCAGGAGUUCGCUGUGCCUCCUUUUUAGUGGGCCCUUGAGUACCGAUUGCGCCCAUUUGAAUUCCCUACGGUUGAUUUGCUUGAAAUGUUGCCAUGACCUCAUUGUAAUUAUUGCCUCAUUUUGAAAGGUCGACUGCUUUUGAUCACUGUCAGGAGGAUUUGUACCAAGUGUAAUCCCAAUUAAUCAUAAACAGGCAUGUACAAAUUGUGUGAUUCAAACAAACUGGGCACACUGACUCUAAUCAUGGAGGAAUUACCUCAGAUUUUUAGCAUUAAGUGUUAAGUUCUAGAUAUGUCGUAAUGUGUGGAUUAUGCAUCAAGUGUACUUUAUGUUGUUUUGCACUGUUGCACUUCCAGUUCUAAAUUACAUACCAUGUCUCAAGCGGAUGAAAUUAAACUGUCUGUAUAUGAAUAUUAUUUUGUUGGGAACUUAGAGGAAGAUUUCAGAUGACUAGUUAUGUGAUUUCGUAAGACUGUUUUCUUUUUUUUCGUGUUUUUCGUUUUGUGUUUGGCUCUGAAACUUCAUUCUCCCUCUCUUACUAAAAUCUUUUAAGCUUUUCUUGAAUUUUGAAAAUGUUCUUGAAUUAUGUAAAUGUUCUCGACAUAUGUUAAUCCUGCAUUCAUGUAACACGUGUUCAUUUUCUUUUUACGCUUGCUUGUUUUUCAAGACUUUAAAGCUAAUCACAGGUAUUGAAAUCUUUAACAUGUUUAAUUAAUGAAGGUUUGCGGAAACACCAUGUGCGAAUAAUUUCUC